AUGGCAGACGAGGAAGAUGACUACAUGACCAUGACGUUUGGUGGGGACGAGGACAUUGGCGGUACUAAGAAGAAGCAUGCCGCCGAGACGUCUCUCCAGCGUCGCAUCCGUCUGGAACGCGAAGGCCGCGAGCGUGGCCGCAUUCCGUCCAAGGCCGAGCUGGCCAAGGCGGCCGAGGCCGAGCGCGAGGCUGCACUGAGUCAGUCACUCUUUGGCACACCGCCGCCCCGGCACGUUGGAGCUCAAAAGGCGACAACAUCCACAUCAACAUCAACAACACCAGCACCGGCAUCAAAAUGGCCGCUUGCACCAGCACUGGCGCAGCCGCCAAAGCCCGUCAGCAAGGGUUUCGCAAUGAUGGCCAAGAUGGGGUUCGUAGCGGGCCAGUCGCUGGGCAAGCGGCGCGAGGAGAGCAGCGGAGAGGCUGGGACGGAGAGCGGGGACGGCAGCAACGGAGACACGGACCAAGACAGGCCCGUGACAGAGCCCAUCCGGAUUCAAGUCAAGCGCGACCGGGCCGGUAUUGGCGCCGAAGAAGAGAGGAGGAAAGAAACGGAACGGGAGGCAAAAUCUGCUCAAGGCGACGGCCCAGACGCAAAGCGGCUGCGGCUCGACGACAUGGACCCGCUGGCCUAUCGCGAUCGACUACGACAGGAGCGCGAAGCGGGCCGUCUGGAGCGGCAGAUUCAUGCGGCGCAGGUCGUCGCGGAACGCAUGGCGAGAGGAGACGACGAGAACGAAGACGAGGCCAAGGCACAGGACGAGAUGCCUCUGUCCGCGGUCAAUGUCUUGUGGCGCGGCAUGGUCAAGGAGAGGCGCGCCAAAGAGCACGACCGAGAGCAGCGCAUAAAGGCACAGAAGUUGCUAGACGAUCGACUACGAAGCAUGGUCCACGGCGAUAAGGAGAAGACGGCAAAGUACGAAGCAUUUGAACAGGACAACGCCAGCGACGACGACGACGAUGGGAACGAUCGACUCGCGCGCGGACAAGGGCCCGACAAGCUGUCCUAUCUGAAAGGCAGUAUGAACACGUCGAUUUCCGUCGACGGCGACAAAGACGACGAGGACGAAGUGGACGACGACAACGAGGGCGACAAGGACGAGGAGCUCGAGGAGUUCAAUGCACUCGAGCCCCAGGAGCGGCUGCAAGCGGUCGUCGACUGGAUGCGGCAGAACCGCAGGUACUGCUUCUGGUGCAAAUUCAAGUACCCGGACGACGACCUCGACGGGUGUCCAGGCCCAACAGAAGAAGACCACGAUUAG
Messenger RNA from Sporothrix schenckii 1099-18, 1263 nucleotides. RefSeq names its product g-patch domain containing protein. Gene Ontology annotation, molecular function: nucleic acid binding. Gene Ontology annotation, cellular component: kinetochore. NCBI's taxonomy places the organism in Eukaryota, Fungi, Ascomycota, Sordariomycetes, Ophiostomatales, Ophiostomataceae. The record is from RefSeq and is a predicted model, not a curated record. Bases 1 to 1263 code for a protein of 420 amino acids. The transcript has a single exon.